AUGGCGCCGUCUGGCGAUAAGCCUGCCAUCGAAGACGAUUGGCAACAGGUUGACGAUGCUGGGUCCGUGCACUCCUUCACCGACGACGCGGCCAGCGACAGCGACCUUGUCGACCUUGGCGAGCAGUCUGCUUUCGCCGAAGCACUGAAGAAGAAAGUCCCAGGGCUACCGGGACCCAUCAGCAAGCAACCUCGCAGUAAUAUCAUCGAAGCCCCGGACGUCGACGGACGUCCUCGUCCAGCGUGCACACCAAGCCAGUCUAAACCCCGUCUGGAGACUUUAAGACCUGCGGAAGAACACGACGGUACCGGCCACAGCAACGAGCCUGACGAGGAGGAUGGUGAAGAAGAAAAGGAAAGAGAAGAAGAUGACGAUAAUGUUGACCCUGAACAUGUUCUGAACUUCGCACCCAAGCUCGCCAACCUGCGCUGUCGGCUCAACGAUGUGACGCGCGACACUGAGGCAAACAUGACGAAUCGCAUCGCUUUCCAAACGCCGCUGAUUCGCCACAUCUACCAGUCGCUAUGUGCAAUCCAGGAGCAGAUGAGUGUACUUGGUCACCUGGUACACGACUGCGCCUGCUUUUACCGCAUGCAUCAUGGCGACAUGGACUCGGACGACCUGCCCCUGCAUGGCGAUCUUCCCUCCUGGACGGGCCAGUUGCAUGAUGUUCUACUCACCUUCCAAGGCCAAGCUGACGCGAUGAUCAGUGGGCGGGUCCAGAUCGUCGAGACGCUGAGCGCUCUAGAGCAGCCCGAUGAACAACUGACCAUGCUCCGCCAGACAAUGAAUGAUUUCUUACCGCUAAUCGAGGCCGAUUUUGACGCGUUCAAAGCAAAGUACAUGAGUUUCAACAAGCCUGAACCCACGACGAAUCGAGUCGUCUCCCAUGACGACAGCCAGACUGUUGCUGCUCUACGCACAGCCUUCUAUCGGUUACAUGACGAGGUGCGGCAGUCACUCGACCUCAUAACAGAAAUUCACACGAGCAGGGCCAGUUCGGCCAUUGCAACCUUGGCGCCAUUGGUCAUCAGCUCCCUGUCUGACGUGCGGGAUGCCAUUAUGAACAUUGUCACCAACAACCCCUCGGAGUGGAUGGAGUCGGAUCUCAACACAUCCCGCAAGAUUCUGUCGUACCCUGCCUUCAUCUCGCUGUCGCCAGAAAUGCUAUCUGACGUGGCGGACCAGUUCAAGCAAGUCCGACAGCAGCUCGACGUUACGAAUGACCCGGAUAUGGGGCAAAGCUUUUCGCGCGACGUUGUGCACGCACACCAGGUCGUGCUUCUAACCGAGGGGGGGCAACUCGAAGAGCUGCAGUCGACUGCCAACUUUUUGGAGUCGUUGCUGGUACCGGGCAGCGGGUCUUUCUGA
Messenger RNA from Emericellopsis cladophorae, 1371 nucleotides. RefSeq lists its product as uncharacterized. Bases 1 to 1371 code for a protein of 456 amino acids. NCBI's taxonomy places the organism in Eukaryota, Fungi, Ascomycota, Sordariomycetes, Hypocreales, Bionectriaceae. The record is from RefSeq and is a predicted model, not a curated record. The transcript is spliced from 2 exons.